Molecule: messenger RNA, 156 nt
Organism: Helobdella robusta
Lineage: Eukaryota; Metazoa; Annelida; Clitellata; Rhynchobdellida; Glossiphoniidae
Exons: 1
Coding region: 1-156 (51 amino acids)
Biological process (GO): translation
Cellular component (GO): ribosome; cytosolic large ribosomal subunit
Molecular function (GO): structural constituent of ribosome
Source: RefSeq, a predicted model, not a curated record
AUGGCCGCGCACAAGACUUUUCGAAUUAAAAUGAAAUUGGCAAAAAAGCAAAAGCAGAACAGGCCUGUCCCCCAGUGGGUUAGGAUGAAAACCGGCAACACGAUUCGUUACAAUUCGAAGAGGAGACAUUGGAAGAGGACCAAGCUAAAGUUGUAA